UGUGUGUGUGUGUGUGUGUGUGUGUGUGUGUGUGUGGUAGGUUGUUGAAUUGGGGCAAGCAGGUGGCUUGCAUGGAAUAAAAAGGUGGUUUUAGCCGAUAUUAUGUAUUGAUAACUUCGCUAUGUAUUUAAAUUCAUUGUUUUCUUAGGAACAUAGCUAAAAGUAAAUGAUUAAAGAUUAUGUGUUUCUUAAAUUAAAGUGAAAUUGUGUAAAUGAAAUAUGUGUUAACCCUUGCUUUGUGCUUUCAUGAAAUCACAUUAUAGGUAUUUCUUGCAAACCGCUUUAUAGCAAUGGAUAGGAGUUGGAUGAAAAUUAUGAAUAGAAGGUCGCGAGAAUAUUUAGAUGGAGUCCAACAGUUUCUAAAUUUUGUAUCUAACCAUGCACACCCGGAUGGAACGAUUUCAUGUUCAUGUAGAAAAUGUGUGCAUACAAAUUCAUGGCCUAUAGAUAUCGUACAGGCUCACUUAGUGUCAAAAGGGAUUUGUAGGGGUUAUAACCCUUGGGUUUUUAAUGGGGAAUCAUCAUCUACAUAGACUUCUUCUGAAAUUCCUAAUUUGAUAGAGUAUGCUGAUCUUCAUGACAUGUUGCAUGACAUGUUUCCCAUACAAGAUAUGGCAUCUGGGCCAACAACCCACAAAAGGUCAUGCAGAAUGUCCUAAUGAAGAUGCAUUUCGGUUUAUGAAAUUGUUUGAAGAUGCUAAUCAACCUUGUUAUGAAGGUUGUAAGCAUUUUAGCAAAUUUUCAGCCAUUGUGCAUUUGUAUCACAUGAAGUGUCUUCAUGGUUGGACCAACAAAUCAUUUACCAUAUUGCUGCAAUUUUUGCUUAAUUUUCUUCCUUUAAAAACUAAGUUUCCAAAAGAUUGUUAUGAGGCUAAGAAGAUUAUUAAGGAUUUGGGCUUGAGCUAUGAGGAAGAUUCAUGCUUAUCCUAAAGAUUGUAUUUUAUAUUGGAAGAAGAAUGCCAAUCUUGUAGCUUGUCCAAACUGUAACCAAUCAAGAUGGGAAAUUAAUGAGUCUAAAGGUCAACAAAGUACUAAUGCUUCCUCCAAGAAAAGAAAGAAGAAAGCUGCAAAGAUCCUACGAUGGUUCCCCUUAAAGCCAAGAUUGCAGCGACUAUUUAUGUCUCUUGAAACAGCCAAUCAUAUGAAGUGGCAUGCUAAUAGUCGUGUGAAUGACAGGUUACUAAGGCAUCCUGCUAAUUCUGAAUCUUGGAAAUCAUUUGACUCAAAAUACAUAGAGUUCUCAUCCAAGCCUCUUAAUAUGAGGCUUGGAUUAGCAACCAAUGGAUUUAACCCGUAUGGAAAUAUGAGUAGUACUCAUAUUGCAUGGCCUGUCAUUUUGAUCUCAUACAAUCUCCCUCCAUGGAUGUGCAUGAAAAGGUCUUCUUUCAUGCUAUCAUUAUUGAUUCUUGGUCCAACCUCACUCGAAAACGAUAUAAACGUGUACUUACAACCCUUAGUAGAAGAACUGAAGGACUUAUAGGAUGUUGGAGUGAAAACGUUUGAAGUGUCUUCCAAAAAAUCAUUCCAAAUGCAUUCUGCAUUAUUGUGGACCAUAAAUGAUUUUCCAGCAUAUGGUGAUAUCUCAGGUUAAAGCACCAAAUGUGCUCUUACAUGUCCCCCUUUUAACUAUGAUAUGGAAAGAAAUUUAGUUACAUUGGACAUAGGCAAUUCUUGGAUAGUGAUCAUAAAUUCCGUAAGCAGAAAAAUUCAUUUGAUAGGCAUGUUGAUACGAGAUCAGCUCCUAUUACAGUAUUCAAAGGGGAAAUCAUGUUACAAACAAAUGAUGUAGCCGAUCAUGUGUUUGGAAAGAAAACAGUUAAUUUGCCCAAUAAAAGAAAAAGAGGGGAGGAAGCCUUAAUUGUGUGAAAGAAGAGAAGUAUAUUUUUUACCUUGCCUUAUUGGGAGCACUAUGUGUUGCGUCACAAUCUUGACGUGAUGUAUAUUGAAAAGAAUGUAGUUGAUAAUAUAAUUGGCACAUUGUUGAACUUGGAUGGCAAGACAAAUGAUAACUUGAAGGCACGUCAAGACUUAAAGGAUAUGGGUAUAAAAAGUGAGCUUCACUUGGAAAAGGUUGGGAAUGUUCAGACACGUAUGCCAUAUGCCUGCUACCAUAUGAAUGCUAGUGAUAAGAAUGGUUUUCUGCAAGUUUUGAAGGAUGUAAGAGUGUUAAAUGGAUAUUCUUCAAACAUCUCACGUUACGUUAAACUCAAAGAAUGCAAGAUUAGUGGGAUGAAGAGCCAUGAUAAUCACAUUUUAAUGCAGCAAUUUUUUCCGAUAGCAAUACGCGGAUAUUUGCCCCCUGAAGUGAGUAGGCAUUUAAUUGAUUUAUCCUUUUUCUUUAGGGAGAUAUGUUCCAACGUACUAAAUAUGGAGGAACUUAGGGCUCUUGAGAAAAGAAUUGCACUGACAUUGUAUGAAUUGGAAAGGAUAUUCCCUUCCUCAUUCUUUAUAGUGAUGGUAUAUCUAGUCGUGCAUUUGGCUAGCAAAGCCAAAGUUAGUGGCCCAAUUCAUUAUCAUUGGAUGUAUCCCAUAGAGAGGUAACACAUAUGGUAACUUGCUCUAUUUGGUUUUGUUUAACUUAUCAAUUUCCCGUUGUUGAUCUUAUGUUUUUCAAUAAGUACUUGUCAAGACUUAAGUCUUAUGUACAUGAUAAAACUUAUCCAGAAGGCUCCAUUGCAGAAGGGUAUAUAGUAAAGAAACGCUUAGCAUUCUGCUCACGCUAUUUUAAAUCUGUUGAAACUGCAUUCAAUCGGCCUGUAAGGAAUGUCGAGGAAUCCAUGGGUGCAGUAGUGAGCAUUACACUAGAUUCAAAUUCAUGGAUCCAAGCACAUCGUUAUGUGCUAUUCAAUUGUGAAGAAAUCACCCCAUUUUGCGAUAUACACAUAGCGGAGAUCAAGGUUAAUUUCCCUCUUCAUGUAACCGAUAAUGUUAUUCAAAAGCAGCACAUGGAGAAAUUCUGCAACUGGUUUAGGAACUAUAAGACUAGGCCAUUAGGAGAAGGCUUACCAAGCACCAGAUUGAACGGGAGAAGAAGAAGGAGAUGUAUUUCCCCAUGAGGAAGUAUGCUAUCAAGGUGUAAGGUGUAGGGCCUUUAGUUUAUGUGAUCUUUCUACCUUGCUACCAUAAAUCCAUUUGGUUUGCAAAUUUUGCCAUUUGUUUACUUAAUCUUAAUUUCAUAUUGGUGGGACUUGAUCGAUUGUUUAAAUACUUUGGAACUUUGAUUGUGGUAUUAGCUUGGAAUUUUGA
Molecule: messenger RNA, 3246 nt
Organism: Quercus lobata
Lineage: Eukaryota; Viridiplantae; Streptophyta; Magnoliopsida; Fagales; Fagaceae
Exons: 4
Coding region: 2547-3056 (169 amino acids)
Source: RefSeq, a predicted model, not a curated record